Purpureocillium takamizusanense is the source of this 2173-nucleotide messenger RNA. RefSeq names its product RNA helicase (gene DBP5). NCBI's taxonomy places the organism in Eukaryota, Fungi, Ascomycota, Sordariomycetes, Hypocreales, Ophiocordycipitaceae. Gene Ontology annotation, biological process: poly(A)+ mRNA export from nucleus. Gene Ontology annotation, molecular function: RNA binding; ATP binding; RNA helicase activity. Gene Ontology annotation, cellular component: cytoplasmic stress granule; nucleus. The coding region runs from base 271 to 1779 and encodes 502 amino acids. The record is from RefSeq and is a predicted model, not a curated record. The transcript is spliced from 4 exons.
CAUCCUCCUGCCCCUGCUCCCGGCGAGCUUCAACGUCACCUCGACAAGUGAGAACGCCGCCUUUGAAGCAAACCUCGCAACCACCUCGCGCGCCUCUCACUCGCACCAACCUUCUCCGCGAGUUCAAAUUGCGCGUUCCUUUCCAAAAUCGUGGCUUUUCCCGAGCCAACCAGUCUCUCCACUCGUCGGCUGGUCGAUUCCGAGAACACUUUCCUCCCAGCUCGCGGACAUUCCACACCAUCACGCCUUCCGCUGCCCUUCCCAGCGAACAUGUCAGACCUCGCGAGCCGAAUCACGGACCCGAAGGAGACCGCGAGCGAAGCGGUCUUAGCUCCGACAGCCGCUGAGGCUCCUGCUGGUGACGACCCCAUCGUUGCCGAUGCCCAGGCUGAUGGUACGGUCGAAGCCCUCGGGGGCUCGGGACUGCACGAGCCAGAGUUCGAUGUUGAAGUAUCGCUCAGCGAACUCCAGGACAAUGAAGCCACGCCUUUUCACUCUGCUACUACGUGGCAGGACCUAGGCCUCUCGGAGACCAUUCUUAAGGGCCUCUUGGCUCUCAAAUUCCUGAAACCUUCCAAGGUUCAGGGCAAGUCUUUGCCCUUGAUGCUUAGCGACCCCCCGAGAAACAUGCUGGCCCAGUCCCAGUCCGGAACCGGGAAGACGGCUGCGUUCGUCACUGCGAUAUUGUCGCGGGUCGACUUCAGCCAGCCUGAACAGCCUCAAGCGCUGGUUCUGGCCCCGAGCCGAGAGCUUGCUCGCCAGAUUGAGGGUGUCGUCACUGCUAUUGGCCGUUUCGUCGAGAACCUCAAGAUCGCUCCCGCGAUUCCUGGUGCCCUACCUCGUGGUGAACCUGUACGUGCUAGCGUGGUUAUCGGCACGCCUGGCACUGUCAUGGACAUUAUUCGUCGCAGGCAGCUUGAUGUGUCGAAGUUGCGAGUCCUUGUCUUGGACGAGGCGGACAACAUGCUUGACCAGCAAGGUCUGGGUGAUCAGUGCAUGAGAGUAAAGGGCAUGCUUCCAAGAGAUAUUCAGAUCCUGCUCUUCUCCGCUACAUUCCCCGACAAAGUCAACAACUACGCGUCCAAGUUUGCACCAAACGCGCAUACCCUGAAGCUGCAGAGAAGCGAGCUUACGGUCAAGGGUAUCUCGCAAAUGUUCAUUGACUGCCCUGAUGACCACACGCGCUAUGAAGUGCUUUGCAAGCUCUAUGGACUGAUGACCAUUGGACAGUCGGUCAUCUUUGUCAAGACACGUGAAAGCGCCAACGAAAUUCAACGCCGCAUGGUCGCUGAUGGCCACAAGGUCUCGGCACUUCAUGCUGCUUUUGAUGGCAACGAGCGAGACGAUUUGCUUGCCAAGUUCCGCAACGGCGAAAACAAAGUUCUGAUCACGACCAAUGUUCUGGCCCGCGGCAUUGACGUGUCCAGUGUAUCUAUGGUCAUCAAUUACGAUAUUCCGAUGAAGGGACGUGGUGAUAGCGAGCCUGAUGCCGAGACGUAUCUCCACCGCAUCGGCCGAACAGGUCGAUUUGGCCGUGUCGGUGUGAGCAUCAGCUUUGUCUACGACAAGAAGAGCUUUGAUGCUCUCAGCAAGAUUGCCAGCGCGUUCGGCAUCGACCUCGUUCGCCUUGAUACGGAUGACUGGGACGAGGCUGAGGAGAAGGUGAAGGAGGUGAUCAAGACGAACCGCGCACAGGCCAGCUACGCGCCCAGCGCGACGGACAAGGCCAAGGCGGUGGAGGCACAGGCAGCCGUGCAAGCGCAAGCUCCGGCACCCUAGGUAUGGCCAGGUCCUGCGCAUGUCACGGCGACGCCAUUCUCGACCGUUCAGAAAGGUUCGGCGGCGGCGGAUACGUUCAACUACGACUGGUAGGAUGGAUGUGGUCACAUGUCGCCAUGCCAUUACGAGUUCUGCGUACAGUAAGGACGGGGAGAUCUCGGAGGCAUGGCCAUGGAGGAAUCUGUUAAUCCCAAGCCGAGGAUGCAAAAGGGUUUGCGGGCUUGGGACGGGACGAAAGCUUGGAGGACAUGGCGACACCGCGGACGGACUGUGGAGAGACUUGAGCUGGAAGCGAGACGCAACUACCUGCCAAGUAUUAGACAGGAUGAGGUCAUGACAAGAUACCACGAAGAAAGAAGUAAUCAGUCAACAAUGAGCGACUGUCGGUCCCGUG